CAAGGGAUAGGAAUAAAUUUUCAACCAUAUCCUCAUCCAAAUUCACCCUAAUCUUGAGGUGCAUCUCCUUCCAAAUUCUGCUACCGUGUUGUCUUGUAGAAACAAAUCAAGCCACUUUUGGUUUGAAGGAGGAGGGGCUACGCCAAAGAAACCAUACGAGUGCUUCAUGUGGUGGUUGCUUUAAAAUGGACAAAAAGGAGCUUAAAAUUUUGUGAUCUAUUAGGUAGCAGCCGGAUGUUAAGAGGAUCGUUGCAUAGGAAGGACGCACAUCACAAUUAUGUUCCCCAUAUACAGAUUUGAUCUUCAAUUAUUGUAUCAGAAUGGAACGUGGAACAGAUAACCCAAGAUACUCUGGAGAGUUAUUGAAGCAUAUGGACAAGCAGAAUGAGGUCCUUGUGGAAGCACGUAAAUCAAUGUUGCAUGAAUUGGAAAAACUUCAGGUAGAAGAAGAAAUGCUUAUGCGCAAGCUUUAUGAAGUUAUGUCAGCUCAUGGUCUCACUAAACAGAAUGAUGGCAAUUCCAACACUUCCUAUAAUACUGCAGGAACUGAACACUCCAAUGAGGUAGUCAAUGCAGCGCAUAAGGGACAGUAACGACAUAAUUUUGCUUGAUUCACUCAGAGAUUCGGGCUAAAGACCAAACUGUCUUAGGGGGAUGAAAUAAAGCCUUUUUCUGUUUUUCUUUGUGCAACAUUUGAUGAAACUAAAACCAUUCGGAACGCAAGAAUUAUAAAAUUUUCAACUUCAUUAUAUCUAAUGUACAAAAGAUUUGCGCCUUUUGUUUGGGUAAGGAGGGCAUUGGUCUUCUAUGUGUUGAUACCUGUUGACAAUGUCUCUGUUUAAGUAAUAAAUGUGUAGU
Gastrolobium bilobum is the source of this 858-nucleotide messenger RNA. RefSeq lists its product as uncharacterized. NCBI's taxonomy places the organism in Eukaryota, Viridiplantae, Streptophyta, Magnoliopsida, Fabales, Fabaceae. The record is from RefSeq and is a predicted model, not a curated record. The transcript has 6 exons. The coding region runs from base 321 to 593 and encodes 90 amino acids.